AUGCUGGUGCCGCUGUUGCUGCAGUACCUCGAGACCCUGUCAGGACUGGUGGACAGUAACCUCAACUGUGGGCCUGUGCUCACCUGGAUGGAGCUGGACAAUCACGGCCGGCGACUACUCCUCAGUGAGGAAGCCUCACUCAAUAUCCCUGCAGUGGCCGCUGCCCACGUGGUCAAACGGUACACAGCCCAGGCACCAGAUGAGCUGUCCUUCGAGGUGGGAGACAUCGUCUCGGUGAUUGACAUGCCACCCACAGAGGAUCGGAGCUGGUGGCGGGGCAAGCGAGGCUUCCAGGUUGGUUUCUUUCCCAGUGAGUGUGUGGAACUGUUCACGGAGCGACCAGGUCCUGGGCUGAAAGCAGAUGCUGACGGCCCCCCAUGUAGCAUCCCAAUUCCGCAGGGUGUCUCCUCUCUGACCUCAGCUGUGCCCCGGCCACGUGGGAAGCUGGCUGGCCUCCUCCGUACUUUCAUGCGUUCCCGCCCUUCCCGACAACGACUGCGCCAGCGAGGAAUCCUGCGGCAGAGGGUGUUCGGCUGUGACCUCGGAGAGCACCUUAGCAACUCAGGCCAGGACGUGCCCCAGGUGCUGCGCUGCUGCUCAGAGUUCAUCGAGGCCCACGGGGUGGUAGACGGAAUCUACCGGCUCUCAGGCGUGUCCUCCAACAUCCAGAGGCUGCGGCAUGAGUUUGACAGCGAGAGGAUCCCUGAACUAUCUGGCCCUGCCUUCCUGCAGGACAUCCACAGCGUGUCCUCCCUCUGCAAGCUUUACUUCCGAGAGCUGCCCAACCCCUUGCUCACCUACCAGCUCUACGGGAAAUUCAGUGAGGCCAUGUCAGUGCCGAGGGAGGAAGAGCGCAUGGUGCGGGUCCAUGACGUCAUCCAGCAGCUGCCCCCACCGCACUACAGAACCCUGGAAUACCUGCUGAGACACUUGGCCCGCAUGGCGAGACACAGCGCCAACACCAGCAUGCACGCCCGCAACCUGGCCAUCGUCUGGGCUCCCAAUCUGCUGCGGUCCAUGGAGCUGGAGUCUGUGGGACUGGGUGGAGCUGCAGCCUUCCGGGAAGUUCGGGUGCAGUCAGUGGUGGUGGAAUUCUUGCUCACCCAUGUAGAUGUCCUGUUCAGCGACACCUUUGCCUCUGCUGGACUCGACCCUGCAGGCCGCUGCCUCCUCCCCAGACCCAAGUCUCUCGCAGGCAGUGGUCCCUCUACUCGCCUGCUGACACUGGAAGAAGCCCAGGCCCGCACACAGGGCCGGCUGAGGACAUCCACCGAUCCCACCACCCCCAAGGCCCCAGCGUCACCUGUGGAUAAGAGGAAAAGGGAAAGAGGAGAGAAACAGCGGAAGCCUGGGGUCAGCAGCUGGAAGACCUUCUUUGCGCUGGGUCGGGGCCCUGGCGUCCCCCGAAUGAGGCCUCUGCCCUGGCUGGGGAGCACACGUGCCCCAUCGCAGCCGUCAGGUAGCCGAACUGACACAGUCACACUGAGAUCUGCCAAGAGUGAGGAGUCUCUGUCAUCGCAGGCCAGCGGGGCUGGCUUCCAGAGGCUGCACAGGCUUCGAAGACCCCACUCGAGCAGUGAUGCUUUCCCUGUGGGCCCGGCACCUGCUGGUUCCUGCGAGAGCCUGUCUUCCUCCUCCUCCUCCUCCUCCGAGUCAUCCUCUUCCUCCUCCUCCGAGUCCUCAGCAGCUGGACUGGGCGCCCCCUCCAGGUCCCCUUCACACCGCACCUCUGCCUGGCUAGACGAUGGUGAUGAGCUGGACUUCAGUCCACCCCGCUGCCUGGAGGGGCUCCGGGGGCUUGACUUUGAUCCCCUCACCUUUCGCUGCAGCAGCCCCACCCCAGGGGACCCUGCACCUCCAGCCAGCCCUGCACCCCCGGCCCCUGCCUCUGCCUUCCCACCCAGGGCAACCCCCCAGGCGCUCUCACCCCGUGGGCCCGCCAGCCCUGCCUUGCCCACUGCCCUGGACAUCUCAGAGCCCCUGGCUGUAUCAGUGCCACCUGCUGUGCUAGAGCUCCUAGGGGCUGGGGGGACAUCUGCCUCAGUGACCCCAUCGCCACCACUACCAUCAGCCCUCAGCCCUGGGCCGGGCCUGCGCCCUCAUCUCAUUCCCAUGCUGCUCCGUGGAGCUGAGACCCAGCUGAGCGACACUUGCCAGCGGGAGAUCUGCAGCAAGCUGGCACUUCCUGGUCCCCGAGGGCCCCAGAGCCAGCAUGGUAUGGAUUCUCCACUGCUGCCCCCACCCCUGUCCCUCCUGCGUCCUGGAGGUGCCCCACCCCCACCCCCCAAGAACCCAGCACGCCUCAUGGCCCUGGCCCUGGCUGAGCGGGCUCAGCAGGUGGCCCAGAAACAGAGCCAACAGGAGCAUGGGGGCACUGCCCCUGCUCCCCGCUCCCCUUUCCGCCGCUCACUAUCCCUGGAGGUGGGAGGGGAGCCCCCCGGGACCUCAGGGAGUGGGCCACCCCCCAACCCCCUAGCUCACCUGGGGGCUUGGGCCCCGGGACCCCCACCACACCUACCAAGGCAACAAAGUGAUGGGAGCCUGGUGAGGAAUCAGCAGCCCACAGGGGCCUCAAGGAAGGGACUCAGAGGCCCUGCCCAGGUUCCUACCCCCAGCUUCUUCUCACCAGCCCCCCGGGAGUGCCUGCCACCCUUGCUCAGGGUCCCCAAGCCAAGCUUGUACCCCCUGGGCCCUCCAUCCUUCCAGCCCAGCUCCCCAACUCCUGUCUGGAGAAGCCCCUUGGGACCCCCUGCACCCCUCGACAGGGGAGAGAAUCUGUAUUAUGAGAUUGGGGGUGGUGAGGGGCCCCCCUACUCCGCCCCUACCCGGUCCUGGAGCCCUUUCCGCUCUAUGCCCCCCGAUAGGCUCAAUGCCUCAUAUGGCAUGCUUGGCCAAUCACCACCACUCCAUAGGUCCCCCGACUUCGUGCUUAGUUACCCGCCACCUCCCUCAUGCUUCCCCACUGACCACCUUGGCUACUUAGCACCCCAGCAUCCUGCCCGGCGCCCCAUUAGGCCUGAGCCCCUCUAUGUCAACCUAGCUCUAGGGCCCAGGAGGCCCUCACCUGCCUCCUCCUGCUCCUCCUCCCCUCCUGCCCACCCCCGGAGCCGCUCAGAUCCUGGGCCUCCAGCUCCCCGCCUCCCCCAGAAACAGCGGGCACCCUGGUGCCCCCGUACUCCUCAUAGGGUGCCUGGGCCCUGGGUCCCACCUGAACCUCUCCUGCUCUACAGGGCAGCCCCCCCAGCCUAUGGGAGGGGGAGUAUACACUACCGAGGGUCUUUGUAUAGGAAUGGGGGUCAAGGAGGGGAGGGGGCUGGUCCCCCACCCCCGUACCCCACUCCCAGCUGGUCCCUCCACUCUGAGGGCCAGACCCGAAGCUACUGCUGA
This is a messenger RNA of Orycteropus afer afer, 3387 nucleotides long. NCBI's taxonomy places the organism in Eukaryota, Metazoa, Chordata, Mammalia, Tubulidentata, Orycteropodidae. The record is from RefSeq and is a predicted model, not a curated record.